AUGCCUUGGUUGCGGAAACCCAGGGAGUUUCAACCUCUCUGGAAGGAGUGGGACAGGAAUGCCCAGAAGUGUGGCUUGAGACACACAGUCUAUUAUAUCAGCGGAGAUCAGUAUACUGGCGAGUGGCAAGACAACAAGAAGGAUGGAAGAGGAGUUGAAAUUUUGAAGAACCCUGCAUCCAGGUAUAAAGGAUUUUGGAAAGAGGGAAAACGAGGCAACUAUGGGAUACUGAGUAUUCCUGAUCCUGAGACUGGAAAAUAUAAAGAGGUGUAUUCUGGAGGAUGGGUAAAUGGCCUGAAAGAAGGGAUCGGAAAGUACAACUAUUCAGAAAAUGAGUUUUAUGAAGGAGAAUGGAGCAGGGACCAGAGAAGUGGAUGGGGUAGAAUGUAUUUCCGAGAUGGCAGCAUUUAUGAAGGAGAAUGGCUGAAGGAUAAACAAGAUGGUCAAGGAAUGCAUCUAUUAAAAAAUGAAAACUACUACGAAGGUUAUUGGAAAGGAGGCAAAAAGCAUGGCCCUGGCAAGUUUUUCUACUUUGACAAAGGCCAGGUGUAUGAAGGAAUAUGGGUGGAGGACAUCCCCAAGUGUGGAACCAUCAGAGACUUUCAACGACAUGUGGCCACUGAUCCACCACAGUACCCUGUACCACAGGUGUAUCUGGCAGAUACUUGUGCUGUUUUAAAGGAGGCACAAUCAAGAUUAUUCCCAGAUCAGGCUAAAUGCAGCUGAAGGAAACCCUUAAUCUCUGUUCUCUUUUUUGAGCCUAGACGGCUGUUGUUAGACCUGUCACAUGCUUCACUUUCUUUUUCCCGUCUCUCACGGUUCUUCUUCAAGCCAGACAUUGGGUAUGUUCGGGAUUUUUCUUGUUUUUUGAGUUUCAAGAAAAUCUCUUUCCUUUCAGGAGUAUGUCUCCCUAGGGGCAUAUUUAAUUUUCAUAGUCUGUCUUCUGUGGAUUAUUUAAUAAAGUGGUAUAUCUUUUGGCUCAUU
Polypterus senegalus (gray bichir) is the source of this 984-nucleotide messenger RNA. Its product is annotated as MORN repeat-containing protein 3-like. The transcript has 5 exons. Lineage: Eukaryota; Metazoa; Chordata; Cladistia; Polypteriformes; Polypteridae. The coding region runs from base 1 to 726 and encodes 241 amino acids. The record is from RefSeq and is a predicted model, not a curated record.